This is a messenger RNA of Puntigrus tetrazona (Sumatra barb), 2174 nucleotides long. RefSeq lists its product as uncharacterized. Gene Ontology annotation, cellular component: cytoplasm. Bases 123 to 1661 code for a protein of 512 amino acids. The transcript is spliced from 16 exons. The record is from RefSeq and is a predicted model, not a curated record. Gene Ontology annotation, biological process: proteolysis. Gene Ontology annotation, molecular function: metalloaminopeptidase activity; manganese ion binding. Lineage: Eukaryota; Metazoa; Chordata; Actinopteri; Cypriniformes; Cyprinidae.
GAUCGGGGAAAAACUACAGUUUCGCUCAUCACGUGACUCCGGCGGUCACGUGACGUGUUUUCGAAAUAUCUCAGCUGACAUCACGACUUCACUUCUGCGAGACGACAGGAGAAUACGGCAGGAUGUCUGGGAGUGUCCAGCCUCUCCAGUGUACCACUGACUGCAAGGACCAGAAUUUUGAUGGCAUAAUCUUGAUAUGCCAGAGUUUUGAGCAGCUUCCCGAUGAGCUGGAGUGUUUGAAAGCACCGUUGCAGGAUUACAGCGCAGUGGACUGUUGCGUCGGUGAAGAGGUGGUGGUGGUUCGGGUUCCUGGACUCUCUGGAAACAGACUGGUGUUUGCCUGCACCGGUCCGGUGAAUCGGGACUACGAUGAUGUCCGGCGCUUCAGUGACGCCGCAGCUAAUGGCAUUAAGAGGGCUCUGAAAGCUGGCAUGCAGCGCCCUCUGUUGGUUUGUCCUCCACACAACAACUAUGCAAAGAGCACCUUAGUGGCUGUCCUAGGAGCCCUGCAUGUUCUCUACACGCCUUUAGAGGUGAGGGAGCACAAGUCGUCCCCUCAUAAAGUGGCUGUGCUGGGCGUCUGGGUGAAGAACCGGGCGCAGGGAGAAGCCAUUACUGAGCUGGCCACUGCUCUGGAGAGCGGCAGGUUUGUGUAUCGUGACAUCGGUGGCUCUGACCCGGAGCGGAUGGCUGCCCCUCGGGUAGCGGAGUACGUUCAAGCUGUUUUCAAGGACACUCCUGUAACGGUGACGGUAGUGAGUAACCUGAAUACUCUGGAGAAAGAGUAUCCCUGUUUGGCUGUGGUGAACCGCUGCGCUAACACUGUGCCGCGUCACCAGGCCCGUGUGAUCAAGCUGCUGUACUGUGGGGAAGGACCCAUUCAAAAGACUCUCAUGGUGGUGGGCAAGGGCAUUACGUAUGACACCGGCGGAGCCGACAUCAAGGCCGGGGGAAUCAUGGCUGGAAUGCACAGAGAUAAAUGUGGAUCUGCCGCCGUGGCCGGCUUCUUCCAGAUCUUGGCCAAACUAAAGCCCAAACACCUGAAGGUUGUGGGUGCAAUGGCAAUGGUGCGAAACAGCGUCGGAUCUGACUGCUUUGUAGCUGACGAGUUGGUGGUGUCCCGUGCCGGUCGUAGAAUCCGAGUUGGAAACACUGAUGCUGAAGGAAGAAUGGUCAUGGUGGACUUGCUGUGUGAGAUGAAGGAACAGGCAUUGCAGGAAGUGUCUCCUCAUCUCUUCACUAUAGCCACUCUGACAGGACAUGCUAUCAGAGCCAUGGGACCACAUUAUUCUAUCAUAAUGGAUAACGGCGCUGCUCACCGCUCAGGAAACGCUCUGCAGUGGCAGAAAGCGGGAGAGAUGCUGGGAGAUCUGUUCGAGGUGUCCACCAUUCGCCGAGAGGAUUACGAGUUCCACAAAGGGAAGUCCGAGUAUGAGGAGAUCCUGCAGUCCAAUAACCUGCCUUCGUCCGCCACACCUCGCGGACACCAGACACCCGCUGCCUUCCUCAUUAUGGCUUCGGGGCUGGAUAAGCAUGGAGUGGACUCGGACAAACCUCUUCCUUACUCCCAUAUUGACAUCGCAGGAUCCAGCGGCCCUUUCCCUGGUGUCCCAACAGGUGCCCCAAUUCUUGCCAUGGCAACAAAGUACAUGGAGUUUUGAAUGCACGUCCAAUGAUUUUUCUGAUACUUCAUUAUUUCCGUCUACUGCCAUUUCUCUAUUAAUGGUGUCAUAUCUGCUCCGUCUGACAUGUGUAUUCAUGUAAAACUAGAGCAAAUCAUUAUAUUUGUUCCUUCUUAUCCUUCCAUUAUAAACUGUCCAUUUUUUGCUGCUCCAUAUUUACAUAAAUGCAUCUCUUCACGUCCUUAAAAACCUUUACUCUCCUCUUACUCACACCCAAGAUCAUCUUAUUUCUUUAGUACAGUCCAGGUUUUCAACAAGCAUUUAACAAGGUUAAAGUGAAUUAACAACCUAAGUGUUUUAUUUUGGUUUUUACCCGGUAGCCUUACAGUUUCUCAGUUGAUCUGACAGGAAAGAGGAGGUGGGGAAUCUGAGCCAGUGAUUGAUAUUGAAUUUGCAUCUGUGACUUUGUUUGGUAAAACAGCUUAUUGUAUAACUGCCCAUUUUGUAGAAAUGUGUAAUGGAAAAUCAAUAAAAUCAUUUUGGAAAAUAAAA